Messenger RNA from Lagopus leucura (white-tailed ptarmigan), 1670 nucleotides. RefSeq names its product TIMELESS interacting protein (gene TIPIN). Gene Ontology annotation, cellular component: nucleus; replication fork protection complex. The coding region runs from base 217 to 1065 and encodes 282 amino acids. Gene Ontology annotation, biological process: replication fork processing; DNA damage response; replication fork arrest. The record is from RefSeq and is a predicted model, not a curated record. The transcript is spliced from 9 exons. NCBI's taxonomy places the organism in Eukaryota, Metazoa, Chordata, Aves, Galliformes, Phasianidae. Gene Ontology annotation, molecular function: DNA binding.
CCGUGGCCGCCCGGUGGGGCCGGAGGCGGGAGCGGCGGUGCGGCCCCGUGUGGUGCUAAGUGAUUUCAUCGGGCUGUGCGCGGAGCUCUUCGCCUUCCGAUUUGGGCGAGAAGUCCUUUAAUCCGGCUGCGAGGAGCCCGGGGCGUCCUGAGCCUGAGAGGAGACCUCCGGCCUGCAGGUUGAAGGGACGAGCUGAGAAGGAAGUAAAGUUAAUCCAUGGCCAUGAUAGAUCCUCUGGAGAACAACUUGUUUGAUCUCCCUGAUUAUGAGAAUACAGAAGAUGAAACAUUUCCACCUCUCCCACCUCCUGCGUCUCCAGGAAACGAUGUUGAAUGGGCUCAAGCUAAUGGAGAUCCAGAUGGGAACCAGCAGUCGGAAACAAAGGAUUCUUCUGCAGCUGUGCGGAAAGCAGUUAAAAGAUCAAUACCCAAACUGGAUGCUCACAGGUUGGUUUCAGAAAGAGGGCUUCCUGCCUUAAGACACGUGUUUGACAACGUGAAGUUCAAGGGUAAAGGGCACGAGGCAGAGGAUCUGAAGACACUUCUACGACAUAUGGAACACUGGGCUCAUAGAUUAUUUCCAAAAUUGCAAUUUGAUGAUUUUAUUGACAGAGUAGAGUCUUUGGGAAACAAAAAGGAAGUUCAGACCUGCCUAAAACGAAUUAGACUUGAUCUUCCUAUUUUACAUGAAGACUUCACAGCUAGUGAAGGUGCUGGAGGUGGAAGCAAUGGGCUGGAUAUGGCCCCUGAAGAUGUACAUUCCUUCUCUGGGAGCGCAGGAGAACUGGAUUCUCUCCUGGGUACAACUCUCACUGAAGAGCAACAGCAGCGAAUGAAGAGGAACAGGCAGCUAGCCUUGGAGCGUAGGCAAGCGAAGAUGCAGUGUAACAGCCAGUCCCAGCAUGAUGAGCUCUCUCCCAGUUACCCAGAAGAGGAGCUUAACAUCCCAGUUGCUCAGGAUCUGACUGGUGCUUUAGAAGACACACAAGUUACUGCGGCCAGUGUUGCUGUUACAGGAACUGAAGACAGAGAGAGAGAAUUGCAGUGUGCCAGAGAAAAGCAAUGACAUUCCUCAUGCUUUGAAUGACUUUAUUAAUAGGACCCCAACUCUAGGGGGGUCUUUAAUAGGACCCCAGCUAUUACUGUUGGUAUUGAAACAUUGCUGGCUCUUUCCAGUCUGACUCCAGGAGUUUCAGGAAAGCCUUAACUAUUACAUCUGUAUAGCUGGUCAAAACUGUUUUCUUGAAACUGCAGUGAAUUGUUCCCUGCAUUGGAAAGCAGAACCCUGUUCUUCAUCUGCAUACGAGACUUUUUUGUACCUUUACUGACGUUGUUUAGGAAAUGGGUUUUCUGGCCAACGCUGACAUCUUUCAGUUGAUGUCAAACUGAAUUUAACUGAGAUGUUAACUGGUGUGUGCACGUCUUUAGUGGAAGAUAUAUAAUAGAGACUAGUGCUAUACUUGAACAGGAAUCUGGGAUAUUUUUUAACUUAUCAAGUACCUGUAUUUGUUUCUUAUGAAAUGGAAGUAAUUAAAUUUCAGCAGUCAAACAAAUUUUUGUAUGAGGCUGUUUAAACUCAACUUCCCAAUUUGUGCAAGUCACUGCCAAGUACAUCAUGUUUGGGCUUUGACCGAAUUAAAUUUGACUGAGAUAAAGUCUCACUUUAUCUGA